AUGGGAAUAAAUAAAUAUAUACAUAUAAACAUAAUUAAUUUAUUCUAUAGAGACUUUAGUUUUCUGCAGAAAACAAUAAAUCAGAAGCAUUGGAGAGAAACAACUGAACAAAAGGAAAAAGAAAAAGGUUGGAAAUGUAUAGAGCAGUUAGCUUUCCACGUCAAUAGCUGCCACGUUUUAAGGAACUCUCACUUUGUCAUCUUCAUAUUUUUUCCAUCUCUUCUUUCAUAUAGGUUUCCUCUUUUCAAUGGGGCUGAGAGAUGUCCCUUCAAUUUAAUUCUAUUCUGCAAGUUUACUUGCAUGAUUUGCAUGAUAUCA
Molecule: messenger RNA, 318 nt
Organism: Nezara viridula (southern green stink bug)
Lineage: Eukaryota; Metazoa; Arthropoda; Insecta; Hemiptera; Pentatomidae
Source: the annotation of a GenBank genome assembly